Molecule: messenger RNA, 2324 nt
Organism: Mytilus californianus (California mussel)
Lineage: Eukaryota; Metazoa; Mollusca; Bivalvia; Mytilida; Mytilidae
Exons: 8
Coding region: 251-1936 (561 amino acids)
Cellular component (GO): membrane
Source: RefSeq, a predicted model, not a curated record
CAGAGGCACUCCCAUGGGUUAUUCAUUCAUUCAGAGCACGAUGAGAUAUACUAAUUCUAAUUAGAUUAACAACCCAUGUUGUGUCUAUGUCAUGAAUUGUCCGCGGCGGAAAUGGUUACAGAUCAAUACUAACAGGCUCCUAUUGUUUAUAUAAUUAAUAACGUACUGACAGUUCAGCCUACUUCCCCUCUUUUAAAAAUUUGAAGAAUUUUUUCGAUGGAAUUUUGAUGUACAAGAAUUUUGCUCAGACAUGGAGAUUUUAAUACAGCUGUAUUUUUGUUAUUAUUUAUUUUCGAUAUUAAUAAUACAAGUGUACUCUAAUUGCCUUCAGGAAUAUUUACAGCAUGGAACUGCGACAAUAAAAACCAAGCCCUAUAAUUCUAUACAGUAUGAGUGUGACGAAGGAUUUGAUCUGUUCGGUUCAAAUGAAGCUUAUUGUUUUGCUGAUGUAUGGACUACACCUAUUCCCACAUGUCAUGCUAAAGGAUGCAACCAAAACGGUUUCACAUCUGUAGAAAAUGGAGAAAUCGAUGUAUUGUCUGAAUCUUCUCUUGUACUUGUGACGUGUAAUCCUGGGUAUAUAAUGGACGGUGAGAGUACUAUCAGCUGUGACGGACAACACUGGUCUGAACCACUCCCAAACUGCCACUCUGCAGUUGACAUUGCUAGUUGUAAUUUUGAACAUUCUUUAUGUGGAUGGACACAGGACAUGGGUCAUCAAUCUGAUUGGCAGAUUAACGUUAGAGAAACAGACACUAAAAGAACUGGCCCAAAGUUUGAUCACACGUUGGGUCCUGAAAACGAUAACGGUCAUUAUAUCUUUAUGGAAUCGUCCACACCUAGUCAACAUGGACACUACAGUAGGUUGUUAUCUCCCGUCUAUCCCUGGUAUAAAAGUCGUCGAUGUUUUCAGCUCUGGUAUCACAUGUUAGGACCAGAAGAAGAUGGAUAUAUGGGUAACCUAGAGAUUCUUCUGCGAAUACCAUCAGGACAUGAUCACGUUGAAAGUCAACUCUUUCUCAUUGGUGGUAACCAAGGAAACGAGUGGCACAAAGCCGACGUGUUAAUUGAACGACAGAAAGGAGAUUUUCAAAUUGUUGUACAAGCCACAAGAGGGCGUAGCCAUACAGCUGAUAUAUCUGUCGAUGAUUUUAGCUUUUAUAGGUGUACAAAUGAUACAGAUCUUGAGAGUGAAAUCUACCAUGAAACAUCACCACUAUUUUCUAAGAACAGUUCCGUAACAGAUAUAACCCAUAAAAACAGUUCAUCGAAAGAUUUCUUGUUUAAUGAUACCAUUACAGUCAGCAUAGAAAACGGUACUGAAGUAAUCAGGCUGAGUGAUGACAAGAUUCGUACUCGUAAUACAUCAAAGAGAAUAAACCCCGAUAAAGAAGCCAAACCAGAGCGGCACAGCUUGAGUAGUGUUGAAAUAAUCGUUCAAAAAGAAAAUAGCAUUCCUACAUCGACAGGUGACAGGGCUGAGCACACCAAAGUUUCAAUGACUACAGUUAAGGAAGUUACAUUACCCACAAGUUCAGAAUUCUUGGUUAUGAUACCAAAACAUGAAGGUGUUGAGUUAUCACCUCACAUAAAGCCAAUUACAGAAAAUAUUGAAAAAGCAACGGAAAGUUUUGUUAUCUAUCCAGCAGAUAUAGGAGAUUCGUUUGAAAAUGUGGUUGUCACUAAACAUAACCGUAUUUCUCCUCUAAAAAAUUCUGUUCUCACAACGUCCGCAUCUCUGCAGGCUGGAACUAAUCAAACAAUUUUAUUUAGACCUGAAUUUAUAGCAGGUAUCGCAGGGGUAGGUUUGAUUAUUACCCUAGGUGUUGUCCUCGUUUCUAUUCUUAUUUACAAAAGGAGGAACAUUUGGGGACGAAAAACCUCUGAUGAUCAGGGUCAAGUACUUUACACUAAGAAUGUUCAGCAAAAUGUGUGAUCGUUUGACAAGUUCCAUUUAUCUAAACAUUCCAUUAAAAGUUGUGAUUUAUGAAUAUUUAAAUUAUAAAGAAAACAGCAUUUACCCUCACACCUUCUAGUAUUCAUUACUAUUUCCCGUAGUCGUAUGCUGUCGUCUAAUUUGAUUCAUAUCAUGACUGUUUUAAUGUUUGUAAAUCUAAUAUGACUAGUGAGAAGAGUAACAUUCUUUUUGUUUGAAAGUUAUUAUUUUAUUGUUGAUUUUAUACUUUUAUAAAAAUAAUAAAAAAAAAAUUUCAAUUCUUUUACUCAUGCAUAUGACCCUGUAAUUCAGUGGUUAUCGUUUGUUGCUGUAUAUUAUAUUUGUUUUUCAUUCAUUAUUUUGUACAUAAAUCAGUCCGUUAGUUUUU